Penicillium canescens is the source of this 1326-nucleotide messenger RNA. RefSeq lists its product as uncharacterized. The transcript is spliced from 2 exons. Lineage: Eukaryota; Fungi; Ascomycota; Eurotiomycetes; Eurotiales; Aspergillaceae. The record is from RefSeq and is a predicted model, not a curated record. The coding region runs from base 1 to 1326 and encodes 441 amino acids.
AUGGCACGGCCGCUAGGAAAUUCAUAUGGAGCUGGAUAUGCGCAAAAUGUCUCUCCUGGUAUGGCAAGGCCCGGUCUCAAGAACAGUCUUUCACACAACGGUAGUACCUAUUGCGAGCCCUACCAUGGUGCUUUUGAGGACUACGAUGAAACCUUCAGCACUCGCAGAGUGGACUCUCAUGCUGGGCUAGUUCACCCAACUCCGAAAAAUACCCACAUGGCAGCCAACAAUCUUUCUUUGCUAUCAAUCACCGAAGAAACAUCAUCACUUUGUUCGUUUGAAGUUCCAAAUGAGCAACCAAGCUGUGAUAUCACCAAUCAUCAGCCUGUAUAUGCCCCAAACAUCACUAGCUACAAUACGGACAAGGCUGAUCUCAACUUCCACGCUCAUAAACUACACAUAAAUCCCCACACCUCCCCAUUCACCAAGUUCCGCAGCUCUGAAAAUGGUGCUCCAUGGAGCUCAUGGAGUAUGGACACUGAAACCGACAUGUGGUAUAGUCAUCGCGUCACAAGCGAUGCAGCUGAUGAUAUGACUUGUUCCACGGGCAGCCCUUACGACGGACCUUGGUCCGUGAAUCAUCCAUACAUCCACGCGAAACAGAACACAGACUCCGUUAUCAUGAACCAUGGCUUACCAAUGCCACGCUUUGGCCAUAUUCUCAUGGCUGGAACCCCUUCUUCGUCAAUCCACGAGUCUUUCGUUUCUUCCUCGGCUCCCAAGCCAACCACAAUCCAAACCCACCAGAACCAACAGGUCUUCUCAAACAAUGGGAAUACUUCGAGUUCUAAGACUGUCUACUCAGACACACAUGCUGGCUCUUUCGGCCAGAAUCCACUGAGCGAACCCAGUCCUUCAUAUGUUCACACCACGACAGAGGAAACAACCUCUCCUCAACCAACCAACGAGGACCGAGCCACCAUCGAAGCAAGUCUUCACUACAGCGAUGCCCGCAAUGCAUUCCUGAUUGACUGCAAGCGACGCGGUCUCUCUUACAAGGAUAUCAAGCGAAUGGGCGGAUUCAAAGAGGCAGAGUCCACACUACGAGGGCGAUUCCGCACUCUGACAAAAGCCAAGGAUCAGCGCGUGAGGAAGCCAAAGUGGCAAGACAAAGAUAUUAAACUCCUCUGCGAAGCUGUCCUCAUCUGCUCAGAAACCCCUGAGGCAUACACCUCCAUUGUCCAUAUCAGUAUGAGCAUGCAUCAGCCACCCAAGGUGUCCUGGAAGAAGGUCGCUGGGUACAUUUGGAGUCAUGGCGGAUCUUAUUACUUUGGAAAUGCUACUUGUAAGAAGAAGUGGUGCGAGAUCCAUGAUGUCAAGCUUUGA